Molecule: messenger RNA, 1529 nt
Organism: Eurytemora carolleeae
Lineage: Eukaryota; Metazoa; Arthropoda; Copepoda; Calanoida; Temoridae
Product: mitochondrial uncoupling protein 4
Exons: 11
Coding region: 24-992 (322 amino acids)
Biological process (GO): response to cold; transmembrane transport
Source: RefSeq, a predicted model, not a curated record
UAAAGAUUUCAGAUGAUUAAUAGAUGAGAAUGGGUUCAGGGGAGAAGGAGGGAGAAGGUGAGGGGGAGAAUGAAGACCUUCAGCAUAAGAGCUAUACAAGGACGAUUGGAGAAAAAUAUGUUCUCUCCGUCAUAUCCGCCUGUGUCGCGGAGUUCGUAACAUAUCCUCUAGAUCUUACUAAAACCAGGCUUCAGCUCCAGGGUGAGCGCGGUAUCGGUGGUACAGUGUACAGAGGAAUGAUAUCAACUGCUGUAGGGGUAGCUAGAGAAGAGGGAAUACGAGCUUUAUGGCAGGGCGUAUCACCAGGUAUGGGACGACAUAUAAUCUACUCUGGAGCUCGGAUGACUAUUUACGACCUGGGCCGGGAUAUCUGGAAGGGUUCAGGGCGGGAACUAGAACUGGUUCACAGAGCUAUCCUAGGUAUGGUAGCAGGUGGGUUAGGACAGGUUAUUGCCUCGCCGGCCGACCUAAUUAAGGUUCGGAUGCAGAUGGAGGGACGGAGAAGGUUGGAGGGUUUACCCGUUCGUGUACACGGAGUCAAGGAUGCACUUUCUCAGGUUCUGAAGGAGGGAGGGGUCAGAGCUUUGUGGAAAGGUGCAGUUCCAAAUAUGCAGAGGGCUGCGCUGGUCAACCUAGGAGAUCUAACAACUUAUGACCAGGCGAAAGAAGUUUUGGUUUCCAAAGGUUGGUCGUCAAAAAGUUGGGUGACGCAUAGUUUGUCCAGCCUAGCUGCCGGUCUGUCUGCAGCUGUCAUGGGAACCCCAGCAGAUGUUGUUAAAGCAAGGAUGAUGAAUCAACCAGUAGAUGACAGGGGGAGGGGGGUCUACUAUAGAGGUUCUAUUGAUUGUUUACUCCAAGCAAUUAGAUCAGAAGGAGUGUUAUCUCUGUAUAAAGGAUUUGUCCCAUGUUGGCUAAGGAUGGCUCCCUGGUCUUUAACUUUCUGGUUGACUUUUGAGAAACUCAGAUCCCUGGCAAAUCUGGACUCUUGGUGAUCCUGGGUCCAAACUCAGAUCCCUGGCAAAUCUGGACUCUUGGUGAUCCCGGGUCCAAACUCAGAUCCAUGGCAAAUCUGGACUCUUGGUCCAAACUACCUUUCCCCCUUGGACUUCUUGUUAAAGAGACUGAAUACAUCUGUAGGGAGGCAUAGCCGUUUCAUAACGGUGCCCUUUAAACCUCUUUCUAGCUACACUGAAGAAUGUAUACCAGUCUUUAAAAGUGUUAAAUUCUGAAAAAUUCCUUUGGUGCCUCUGAAUAAUCUAUUUUCAGAGAGAAGAUAUCUCAUUCAUCCCUGAUCAGAUAAAGGCUGAAAGGGUACUGAUGUGAAUCGGAAAUGCCACUCAACAAAAAAGGAGUCAAUUGAAAUUACGACCAUAGUCUCGUCAAGUUGAGCCGAGCAGCGCAGUGAAGUUUAGAUCCGGUUUGAAAUCCAACUUUGAUUUGUAGUCGGCAGAUGUAGUCAUCAAGAUAUUUUUAUACUUAUACAUGCAAAUUUUUGAAAAGUAUUUUUUUUAAUAAAUUUAUGCACAUUU